AUUCGUAUAGUCUAUCCUUGCCAAAGAAGGAGACCUACCUCUCUCGACCCCUUCAAAGAGGGUUAAUAUCGCUCCUUAGAAUUUUGAGAAAGUACAAGAUAGCCAUCAUGAGAUUUUCUCCGUCUGUCCUAGCCGUUUUGACUCUCACCGACGGCGUAUUCUCGUUUCCAGCGUCCUCAAAGUCCCAGCUUCAAGGCAGGUCCUUUAAGGUUGAGCGAGUACGGCGCGGAAACGAUGCAAUCCACGGCCCGACUGCUUUGCGCAAGGCAUACGAGAAAUUUGGCAUUGUCCCGGCAGAUCUUGGGAUUGAUAUGGAUGACUUUGAACCUAUCACCGCCAGGCAUGCUGUUGCUUCGAAGGAAGAUGUCUCCGAGCCCGACCAAAAGGGCGCUGUCAGUGCAUCCUCGGUGCAGGGGGAUGCUGCUUUUGUCUCUCCCGUCACCAUCGGUGGUCAGAAAAUUGUUCUGAACUUUGAUACUGGCUCUGCUGAUUUUUGGGUGAUGAAUUCGCUACUUCCAGCAGCUGCUCAGAAGGAUCGCACAGUGUAUAACCCGUCCAACUCUUCUACUUACAAAAAGAUGGAAGGGGCCACGUUCAACAUCUCCUAUGGUGAUGCCUCGUAUGCGUACGGUGGGGUGGGCACAGAUACCGUUAACGUUGGGGGUGCUGUUGUCAAAAACCAAGCCAUUGGCAUUCCAGAUACAGUAUCCGACGCGUUCAUUGAAGACACAACCUCAAGCGGCUUAGUCGGACUGGGCUUCUCGUCUCUCAACACUGUCAAGCCUAGGCAGAAAUCCUUCUUCGAAAACAUCGCCGAGAGUCUCCAGGAGCCCAUUAUGACUGCGACCCUCAAAGCCGACGGCGUUGGCGAGUACGAAUUCGGUAUGCUUGAUCACGACAAAUACCAGGGCGACAUUGCAAACGUCAGUGUGGACUCCUCUGGUGGGUUUUGGCUAUUCAAAGCGGCGCAAUUUGCUGUUGGAGAUGGGCCCUUGCAAGACAUUAAGGAGAACCCAACUGCCAUUGCGGACACAGGAACUUCGCUUAUGCUACUCAGCCAAGAAGUGGUGGAUGCUUACUAUGCGGAGGUCCAUGGUGCAAUCUAUACUAGCAGUGCCGGUGGUUACAUUUAUCCCUGCAACGUCUCCCUUCCAGGUCUUUCAAUUGCUGUUGGUUCCAACCAUCUGGCCACUGUUCCAGGCAAUCUGAUCAACUUCUCCGAGGUUGGCGUCAACAAGACAACAGGUGGAAAGGUUUGCUUCGGAGGUAUUCAAUCCAGCCAAGGGUCCUCGAUGCAGAUUCUUGGCGAUGUGUUUUUGAAGGCCUUCUUCGUGGUCUUCGACCUGCGCGGCCCUUCUCUCGGGAUUGCCUCCCCCAAAUGAUUCGAAAAUAUUUAAAAUUGGUCACAUCGAGUGGCAAAUAUUGAAGAUAGAGCUUCACAGAAUACAACAUACCGGUACAUACAUCCUAUCUUUCUCCCUUAUCUGCGGAUCGAACCCAAGAUAAGAUCAGAUCUAUGGACCAAAAAAAGCCAACACUACCUAGUUUCAGGACCAUUCAUCAAGGGGAACAGUAGUAGAGAAAUGUAGGAGAAUAAAGUAUAGUUCACAAGGUUUCAAAGGAUCUGCACUAUGUCAGAACAGUGAAAUUGAAUAUUAUGCUUAAAUGGAGGUUGUUUUGGAAUGCUGAGUCAUGUCGAUGCACUGGGGGCUUAACCCGAUUUAGUUAGAAGCUUAAAAGGCUUAGAGUGAGGGAAGAAGGG
Messenger RNA from Aspergillus alliaceus, 1762 nucleotides. RefSeq names its product pepsin-like aspartic protease. NCBI's taxonomy places the organism in Eukaryota, Fungi, Ascomycota, Eurotiomycetes, Eurotiales, Aspergillaceae. The transcript has 3 exons. Gene Ontology annotation, molecular function: aspartic-type endopeptidase activity. The coding region runs from base 108 to 1382 and encodes 424 amino acids. Gene Ontology annotation, biological process: proteolysis. The record is from RefSeq and is a predicted model, not a curated record.